AACUGUACAGAGGGAUGCGCUUUGGGAUGGAUGACGACCAAUUGCGCUAAAGAGUGUGAAGAUGGAAACUUCGGCCCGGGCUGCAUUCACAAAUGUAGUGGGAAUUGUAGGGAUAAAUCACAAUGUAAUAAAGCGACAGGAGUUUGUGACUUUGGCUGUAAUCCGGGCUAUACAGAACCUUUUUGUAACACGACAUGUGCAGAUGGGAAGUUUGGAAUCCAAUGCAAAGAGGCUUGCAGUGGUCAUUGUCUUAAUCACUCAAAAUGCAAUCAUAUAGAAGGAAGCUGCAAUAAGGGUUGUGAAAAUGGAUAUACAGGAGAUAGGUGUAACAAUCCAUGUGAGGAUGGCUUGUUUGGUGUAAAUUGUUCUCAGAAAUGCUCACUUAAUUGCCAGCAAUCUCAGAAAUGUAAUAACAGAGACGGUUCUUGUCCUUGUUCUUCUGGUUGGACUGGACAACACUGCAACAAAGAGUGCGAUGCCGGAUUUUACGGAGAAAAUUGUGUGCAAGCUUGUAGUAGUCAUUGUAGAAACAUGACAUGUGCUAAAGACAAUGGCAAGUGUUUGGACGGUUGUGAGCCAUCAUAUUAUGGAGUAAAAUGUGAUCAAGAAGGAGAUACAUGUACAGUAGUGUCAUAUGCUAAGGAGUAUCACAUAAUGGGUAGUAUUCUGGGAGUUUACACCGUCAUUACAUGUGUCAUUUUUGCUUUAUGUAUUCUCAGGAGACAUAGAAAGACAAAGGAAAUCGUUUCAAAACAAAUUGAAGAAAAAGAUAAGGAAAAAUCGUAUGAAACGAUGCAAAUAGACAGAGUUUUGUAUCAAGAAUUAGGUUCAUUCGAAAACAAGG
Molecule: messenger RNA, 844 nt
Organism: Saccostrea cuccullata (small rock oyster)
Lineage: Eukaryota; Metazoa; Mollusca; Bivalvia; Ostreida; Ostreidae
Product: multiple epidermal growth factor-like domains protein 10
Exons: 7
Molecular function (GO): scavenger receptor activity
Source: RefSeq, a predicted model, not a curated record